This is a messenger RNA of Aspergillus brunneoviolaceus CBS 621.78, 622 nucleotides long. RefSeq lists its product as uncharacterized. The record is from RefSeq and is a predicted model, not a curated record. Bases 155 to 487 code for a protein of 110 amino acids. The transcript has a single exon. NCBI's taxonomy places the organism in Eukaryota, Fungi, Ascomycota, Eurotiomycetes, Eurotiales, Aspergillaceae.
UAUCGGUUAAACCGAACAAAGAGAGCCAGUGACCUAGUGCCCUCUCUCCUCAUCUCGUCUCUGCAUCCCUGUGCGUAGGUUCUCAUAUAAAGAUCUGCUAACUAGAUGCGCCGUUAAUUAGUGGGUGUGGAGAAACAUACCCCUGGACUGAAAGAUGAACAUACUACCUAUGCGUAUCAAAGAUGAAGGUAGGUUGGUUGGGGCAUUGCUCGCCUCCCAUCAGCUACCUGUGCUUGCUCAGAACACGAUGGAAGACAGGACCACACAGCUACCAUCUACCUUGGUGGACGGUCCAUCGACCCAUGCGAUACAAUACCGAACCGACAUUCAAAUUUCAGAAGUGACCAGGGAGGACACUCCAGGAUGGAAAUGGACAUCUUUCAGGUUUCCACACGGCUCUGCGGCUCUGUCUCCGAGCCUCGAUGUGGAUCGAAGAAUGGAGCCAUGGAUAGGGUUGUUUGGCGCAGGUCGCUAUGUUGAUACAUAAGUCUUGAUGCCGGAGGAACGUUCGGAAAACGAUUCGGGAACCGCCGCCCCCCAUCUCUUGAAUCCAGAUGUCCCACCCAGAACAGUGGCAGGAAAGACAGCAAGGACGUCCAAUGAGAGCAUUAUCGAUUUCCUC